UUGAAUUUCUUUGGCCUUCAGCAACGCAUCAAACGCCUUCCGUUUUUGGCCAAAAGGAUACCUUUCGCGGCCUCUUUCACCGAGACGGGCAAAGGAAAUCCAAGCUUUGACGUUCUUCACCGGAAUUUUAAUCCAGGCCAUCAGCAACUCCAGACGGUUUAUACUCUCACCUGAUUUGAAAUAUUCUUUGUAUUAGACUGUUGGAGAUGGCAGAGGAGACCUAUAGCGUGAUGUUGAACGUUUAUGAUUUAAGCCAGGGACUUGCGAAACAGCUUUCUUCUGCAUUUUUGGGCAAAUGUAUAGAGGGCAUAUGGCAUACUGGAGUGGUUGUUUAUGGCUAUGAAUACUACUUUGGAGGUGGGAUCCAGCACGAACCAGCUGGGUCUACGCCGUAUGGCACUCCUCUACGAGUCAUUGAUCUUGGCACCACGGAAGUGACCAAGGAUGUAUUCGAAAUGUAUCUGCAGGAGAUUAGCCCGCGCUACACAGCAGAGACCUACAACUUGAUGGGGCAUAACUGCAACAAUUUCAGUAAUGAGGUUGCCCAGUUUUUGGUGGGCAUAACCAUUCCAGACUACAUUCUAGACCUCCCUAAUGAGGUCAUGAACAGCCCAAUGGGACCUCUCAUGUUGCCAAUGAUAAAGCAACUAGAGGCAACAUUAAGGGAUGGUGCAGUCCCGAAAGUCCCUCAGUUCGUACCGCCAACAGAACCUCUAGCUUUCCAGACAGGUGUCUGUGCUGAUCAAUCCAAAGAAGUUGGCGUUCAAGAUGCAGACACCGAAGCAGAAGUAGUCAUGUCGGGAGAGCAAAGCGCAAACAGUUUGGACCCUCUCGGGGAUGCUAGGAGCAAGAUCCAAGGCGAGAUCACCCAGGAAUUUGCAACGAUUAUGGCGACAGGGACAUUGCGUGCAAGCGAGGCUGCUGCUUUGGCAACUAAGAGAGUCAUGGAAAGAUAUGGACACACAACCACUGCUUAGAGCUAAAUAUAUGAGUGGGAUUCCCACUUGGUUUUUUUAAACUUUCCCCAGAAUGUGUUUGUGGGGCUCUGCAGUUGGGGGCAUACAGAAUAGCCUGCCCAACUGUUUUUAACUGUCCAAAACUACAUUGAAUUGUCCCGUUGAGAAUCACCAGUGAUAUAAAUUUAUUAAAAAUUACAAAAAGUUGGGAUGUUAGCCUGAUACGAUUUAACACACUAAAA
Molecule: messenger RNA, 1198 nt
Organism: Ipomoea triloba (trilobed morning glory)
Lineage: Eukaryota; Viridiplantae; Streptophyta; Magnoliopsida; Solanales; Convolvulaceae
Product: desumoylating isopeptidase 1-like
Exons: 5
Coding region: 207-977 (256 amino acids)
Biological process (GO): protein modification by small protein removal
Molecular function (GO): peptidase activity
Source: RefSeq, a predicted model, not a curated record